AUGUGUAGUAUGUUUUCGUCAAAUGUGCGAUGUUUAGCAGAUGCGUCGGUUCACUAUCCGGCACAGCAGAAGUCGACGAUUUUGUUCGUUCUCACCACCGUCCGACGAGGGUUUGUUACCGGCCAUAUUUUUGAUCGUAAGUUCUCAGUUCCGAUCGACACCACCAAGAAUAGCUGUGGAAUCAAUUUUGCAUAUGAGUUGAUUUUCAUUGUAGCAGUCUAUGGUUUUGCUUCUGAUGGGUGGUAUGUUCCUUUCCCAACAUCAUUAAAUUUCUGUUUAGAGGUGAUGCAAAGGUGCCAGAAGAAGCGCAGAGUUAAGGGGUCAGGUUCAGAUUUGGAAUUGGAUUCUGAUGCCAAUUCUGAUGACCAUGAUCCUCAUACAGAAUCUAUAGCUAUAGAUGAAAGCAAAUGCGAAAGUAACCGAUUGAGAACCGCCAUCACCACCGUCUGCUUGCAUCGUCGAUCUCCGCCAGCUUCAACCAUCGUCAUCCCGUCGUCACUACCUUCAGGCGAUGUACCAAAUCUCUCAUUCAAUAUCUUCCGCUUCUCGAUUGUUCUGAUUUUAACGCAACAGAUAUUCCACCGCCUUAACAUAGUUAAUCUUUCGCCUCAUUCUCAUUCAAUAUCCCGAUCCUUUCAUCUCUCUUCUAAUAGCUAUUCUGUAACGUCUUCGUCCGCCGGCGUCCACGCUUUUGGGUAUAGGCUAUUUCAGGUACAAAGAAAACGGAUUACGCCUGCGAUACCCAUGAGCAAUUAUGUUUGCUACUCUAGUACUCUAGGACCCAGAGUCGAAGACAAACCGCUGUUUGCUUACGAGCAAAGAAAGGGAGCUGCAGAGUACCCAUUUGCAGAAGAGAUUGACACACAUGAUUUGAAAAGGAAGGUGGUUGUUGAAGGGAAGAAAGAGAAAGUAUAUGAUCUUUCGGGCAUGUUUAUGGAUAUGCAGGGUUAUAUGCGUAUUGAUUGGACAUCUUACUUUUUUUUUCUUCCGGUUUAUGCAACAAAGUCAUGUUUUAUGGUUUGUCCAUGGGUAGGGGCUCUGACAGAGCAUGUUUUGUAUGAUGAAGUAAGCAGUUGGAAACAAACCUUUUGAACAUGUGUGGUGCUAUCAUGUCUGUCAUUAAUAAGCAUCUGAUUCCAUCUUCAUAUGCUGGAGCAUAUCUACUAUUUUCUGUUACAAAAUGUGAGUGUGGAGUCCGAGUAGGUAAUGUAAUUGUAGCUUCUAUUGAUAGAUUUUGACAUGAUGAUCAUAUAAAUAUUUGUUAUUUUAGCAUUGAUUGCAUUCACAUACGACAAUAUUGUGAUUUCUUCAAUGAUUUUAAUAUGUAAGCUUAAAAAGCAACAAGAUGCAAUAAUGGAGAUUUCAUUUAGGGUUUUCUGAUUUUGUUUGAUCAUCUUAAGAUGCAAAUUAAUGGG
Lactuca virosa is the source of this 1415-nucleotide messenger RNA. NCBI's taxonomy places the organism in Eukaryota, Viridiplantae, Streptophyta, Magnoliopsida, Asterales, Asteraceae. The record is from the annotation of a GenBank genome assembly.